CCCAUGUAAAGAGUAGUAAAUUAAGUAGGAGAAUACAAGGAAAGGAAACAUUGGUGGUGCGGAGGAGUGAGAGAAUGAGCGGUGAGAAGAGAAAAAUUCUGAUUUUCGGUGGCUGCGGCUACCUUGGCAAAUUCAUGGUGAAGGCAAGCGUUUCCUUGGGCCAUCCCACAUUUGUCUACACUCGCCCUCUCAACCCACAUCCUCCCAACGCUCCUACUUCCAAGUUUCUUCUUCUCAAGGAUUUUGAAUCCAUGGGAGUCACCAUUUUCUAUGGGGAGCUUGAUGAGCAUGAGAAGCUAGUUUCAGUGCUUAGACAGGUUGACGUUGUCAUCUCCACAUUAGCAGUCCCACAACAUCUUGACCAAUUCAAAAUAAUAAAAGCCAUCAAAGACGCUGGCACAAUUAAGAGGUUUGUGCCAUCAGAAUUCGGAAAUGAAGUGGACAGAUCAAGAAAUGCACUUCCACCAUUUGAAGCUUUACUUGGCAACAAAAGGAAGAUCAGAAGGGCAGUUGAGGAAGCUGGAAUCUCAUUCACUUACGUAGCUGGAAAUUCAUUUGCAGCCUAUUUUGUUGACAUCAUUCUUCAUCCUCAUCAGAAUCCUUCAGAAGUUGUGGUUUAUGGAAGUGGGGAAGCCAAGGUUGUAUUCAACUAUGAGGAAGAUGUAGCAACCUAUACCGUAAAAGCAGCGACAGAUCCAAGGGUAGCCAAUCGUGUAAUCAUAUAUAGACCGCCAGGAAAUAUUGCUUCUCAGUUGGAACUCAUUUCUGCAUGGGAGAAAAAGACUGGCCGGACUUUGAAAAGAGUUUAUGUUCCUGAGGAGGAACUCGUGAAGCUCUCUGAGACCAUGUCUUUCCCGGACAACAUUCCGGUGGCGGUUUUACACAACAUAUUCGUAAAAGGAGAACAAAUGAGGUAUGAAGUGACGGGAGACGAUUUGGAGGCCUCCAAGCUUUAUCCUGACUAUAAUUAUACUUCCAUUGAUAAGUAUCUUGAUGUAUGCUUGGUUGACCCUCCUAAACCCAAAUUAGCUGCUUUCGCUUGAUCCCCGCCUACGCAUAUGUAUUUCUCAUUUUGGAAUGACAAAGAUAGGUUGUUCCAUGGUCGGUCUGGUUGGAUUUGGAUGUCUCAUGGUGGUGUCGUUUUGUUCUUUCUCAUUUGAUUUACACUAUGACAAAGAUGUGUAUGCUUGUUGACUUUUAAAAUAUUUUAAAUAAAAUUUCAUUCUAGUUAAAUUUGCAA
This is a messenger RNA of Gossypium raimondii (Peruvian cotton), 1240 nucleotides long. RefSeq names its product isoeugenol synthase 1. The transcript is spliced from 5 exons. Gene Ontology annotation, molecular function: oxidoreductase activity. Bases 75 to 1043 code for a protein of 322 amino acids. Lineage: Eukaryota; Viridiplantae; Streptophyta; Magnoliopsida; Malvales; Malvaceae. The record is from RefSeq and is a predicted model, not a curated record.